Molecule: messenger RNA, 823 nt
Organism: Cyprinus carpio (common carp)
Lineage: Eukaryota; Metazoa; Chordata; Actinopteri; Cypriniformes; Cyprinidae
Product: chromatin assembly factor 1 subunit rlf2-like
Exons: 1
Coding region: 5-808 (267 amino acids)
Source: RefSeq, a predicted model, not a curated record
AAAAAUGAUAGUUGAGUCUGCAUGGAGUCGCCUAGGUGAGGGAGUAGAUGUUCAAGAUCUUCUUAGACCAGAAGCAUGCUGUAUUGAUACAGGUUCUGUGUUCUCAUCCAUAGCCUCCAAAUCAAGUCAUGGACGUUCCAGGUCUUCUCAGUGUAUGGACAAUUCAAGUUUGAGCUCCAGAGGUUCAAGUUUUUCCUCUGCUAAGAAACAAGAGGCUGCUGCAGAAAUUGCUGCAACUGAAGCAACAUUAGAAAUAUUACAGCAACAAGAGCAUGAACUGGAAGAACUACAAAGACUUGAGGCUGAAGACAAAAGGAGAAUAGCAGAACAAGAAGCUGAAGAAUUGAAGCGACGACUAGAAAGAGAAGAAGAAGAAGCUAGGCUACGUGUUAAGAUUGAAGCUGAAAAUGCUGCUAGACGGAUGGCAUUAGAAGACAAGCGCAGAGAGCUUGAGCGUUUGGAGACACUAAAAAGGUUGAAUGCUGCAAAGGCACGAAUGCAAGUCUACGAGCAGAAUGAAGACUCAAAGGAAGAAACAAGAGAGCUACUUCGUGACUGUGCAUCUGUAAGAAAGAAGCAGGUACCAAAGUUAAGCAGCUCCGUGUUACAGAGCAUACCUCUACAGGAAAGUGCAACAAAAUCAUAUCAAGAAGCCAGCACUGCAGACCUUGUUAAGGUGUUAGCAGAAUCUAUCAGCUCAAGUCGUCUUCCUAUACCCGAACCUGCAACAUUUUAUGGAGACACUCUCAGAUAUAGUGAUUGGAAAAUCUCGUUUCAAACUUUGAUCGACAGAAACACCAGUGAAUGAGAAGCUUUACUACUU